AUGUCUGCAAUCUAUGACAACUGGGAGAGGCUUGUUGAUGCUGUUCUCAAGAAACAACAGCUAUGGCAGCUUUUUCACGAUCAUUCAAGGAGCCCCAGCGUCCUCUCUGAAGCUUCGAAUUUUAGCUCCAGCUUCAACUCGAGGGCCUCACUUGAUGACCUGGCCCUUGACCUUGCGAGACUUGGAAGUUUAUCGACGUACCAGAGAACUACGAAGCUGAUUUUCGUUUCGUAUUUCAGUCACUCCAUCAAUUUCGAGCAUGUACAGCUGGCCUCUUCUGAGUUUCUGGGCAGGGGAACCUUCGGGAGCGUUUAUGUUGCUACAAUGGACAACGGGGUAGGAAUCGUGGUCAAGAGACUCGACCCGACGAGUGUUUCACAAAAGGAGUUCAAUCGCCAGAUGGCGAUUGUUGGAGGUGUUAGGCACGUGAACGUGGUUUCAUUGCGGGCUUACUACUCUUCGGAAGAUGAAAGACUCAUACUUUAUGAUUAUUACCGUUUGGGGAGCGUGUAUUCGCUCUUACAUGGAAGAAAUGGUAAACCUCGUGCUAACGUGGACUGGGAAAGCAGGCUAAAAAUCGCGAUUGGUGCAGCCCGGGGUAUUGCUGAAAUACAUAAGCAUAAUGGCGGGGAACUUGUCCAUGGAAACAUAAAAUCGUCAAAUGUUUUUCGCAAUCCUGACCAGUAUGGCUGCAUAUCAGAUCUCGGUCCGACUAGCUUGAUACAAACAGCAUUCGAGCCAACUGCAUAUUACUAUGCUCCUGAAGUAAAGAGUUCCCAGAAUGUGUCCCAAGCAUCAGACGUAUAUAGCUUCGGGAUUAUGUUACUUGAACUUCUCACUAGAAAGCCCAGCGUUCAUUUCCCUGGUGGCCCGAAGGCUGUUGACCUAGUCAAAAUGGUUACUUCCAUAAGGAACAAGAUUAGGGCUGCUAAUGUAUUUGAUGCAGAUCUGUUGAAGCAACCCACCAUAAAAGACCAGAUGGUUAAAACAUUACAGAUAGGGAUGAAAUGUGUUGAAAAGUCGAUGAAGAAGAGACCUAGGAUGUCUGAAGUAGUGAAGAUGUUAGAGGAAAUUAGUUCCUUGUACCCCAUAAGUGGUUCUCCUGUGGCAAGAAAACUUGUUUUUAUUGAGGAUCCUAAACCCACAUUUGAUCUUGAGGAUCUGCUCAGGUCUUCUGCUGAGGUUCUUGGGGAAGGAACAUUUGGGAGUUCUUACUUGGAAGGAACAUUUGGGAGUUCUUACUUGGCAAGAUUGGAACCUGGACACACAAUUGUGGUGAAGAGAAUGAAGGGCGUUGUUCUUUCAUUUAAUAAUUUUCAGCAACAUAUGGAUAUGAUUGGAAGAAUGGUGCACAAAAAUGUUGCGGAAGUGAGGGCCUACUACUAUUCGAAAGAUGAAACACUCUUGGUUUAUGAUCACUAUGUUCAGGACAGUGUAUCUGUUGCGCUGCAUGGGAAACUAGGAACUGAUGAGACCCCUCUAGACUGGGAGACCCGCUUGAAAAUUGCAGUGGAUGCAGCCAGGGGCAUCGCUCACAUUCAUAGUAAAGAUGGCCGGAAGCUCGUUCAUGGUAACAUUAAAUCCUCAAACAUCUUCCUUAAUGGACAAAAACAUGGCAUUAUAUCCGAUGUUGGUCUGGCAAAGCUGGUAAGUCCCGUCAGAAGAUCAGUUAUGCCAAAUCCAGGAUAUUACGCCCCUGAACUUAGAGACACGGGAAACGUGUGCCAAUCUUCUGAUGUCUACAGCUUUGGAGUUCUUUUGCUUGAACUUCUCACCGGAAAAAAAACAUCUCAAAUCAGUGUGGAUGAAUCCAAGACCUUCUCGCUGGUUGACUGGGUUAUAUCCAUUGCUCGUGAAGAAUGGAUUGCCGAAUUGUUUGAUUUAGAGCUUCUGAGGUAUGAUAAUGUCGAGAAGUCAAUAGUACAGACAUUACAAAUAGCAAUGGAAUGUGCUAGCAGUGUCCCUGAACGCAGGCCUAGGAUGUCUGAAGUAGUGAAGAUGUUAGAGGAAAUUAGUGGCAUCGAGCCAUUAUACGAAUCUGGUUCAGAAGAUUCAUGGGAGCAGCCAACCAUAGAUUCGAGAUUGGAAGAUCUAUUGGAGGAUCUGUUGCCCACUUUUACAUAA
Molecule: messenger RNA, 2124 nt
Organism: Striga hermonthica
Lineage: Eukaryota; Viridiplantae; Streptophyta; Magnoliopsida; Lamiales; Orobanchaceae
Source: the annotation of a GenBank genome assembly